AUGGCCAGCUCAAAUAAUAAGAUCGCUCUCCGACAAAUGCCCCAGCUCGCCGAGGCUGUGGAGCAGGACGACGACUGGACCGGCGUCACGAACGCCGCAGUACGGCGGAGGAGACAGAAUCGACUCAAUUCGCGAGCUUUCCGUAUGCUUUCUUGCCCCCUCGAAUUGAACCAGAGAGCACGGGAGCCGGGUGACUCUCGUGGUUGCCUUCGCCCCGGGUUGUCGAGGCCUGAUUUGCUGACGCUGAGAGGGGUCUUUACGCAUGUAGGGCGACGGAAGGCGUUGGAAGCAGCGAGGUCACAACCAUCCCAGACGUUGUCACGCUCUCGGUCCCAAACCCGCCAUCCUCCCGGACCACGAGCCAAAAACAGUCACUCCAGCAGGCGGGAAGAAGACGAAGUACAAGGCAAGGAGGCGGAGGGCGAACCCCUCGUCCCAUGCUGGAUCGAGGCUCAUCAAUCCAUCACACUUUUAACAGCCUCUAAGCUCGCGAACCGAUUCAGAGGCACCAAGAGAGCAGGGCUGCUUCCGUAUACGACGACGCCAACGAGGCUCAACCAGGUCGUUUUCCCCCUCUCCUCGGACCACCUGAUCACCUUGCUCCAGUACAACGUCCUCCGCGGCUGUCUGGAGAACAGACGACUCCUCACGGACGCAUUCCGGCUCUGGGACAACGCUGUCCGGCCCGUCUACGAUCGUACUAGUACAGUCGGUAACGAACAUGAAGCUGAGGGGAGGGGUGAUGAAGAAUGGUCUUCGACAGCCCUGACCGUCCUCCCAUCCCCGGGGGGUGAUGACGACGCGGCACAUCUCUCCCGCCUGCUUCCUCGAUCCCUGCAUCCGACACUUCUGCAGCGCACAGUCCCGCACGCCGCGUGGAUCGACAUCCUCCCGCACCCGGUGCUGCGAGACAAUUUGAUCCGCGCCACAAUUUCGGCUCCAUCUUCAGAUGGAAUGACGGACUCGUUCGGAGCAGCAUUCCACCCGGACGCACUCUGGACCGACACGGUGGGCGACCUCUUCUUUGAGGUUGAGAGUGGACCGUCGUCGAGCCAGGGCUCAAAUUCGACCUCGCUGUCCGCGUCGGGGGACGCGUUCCACGCAUCAUCAUUAUCAUCAUCAGCGGAGCUAGUAGCAAUGGAUGGUGAAGCGGUAACUGAGGCCGUGUUCGCCGGUGGAAUAGUCUGGUCGCCGCCCUGGAAUGUCAGCGGGUGGGAGCUGUCAGAGGCCUUCUGGCGCAAGUACGGCUGGAUGAUGGAGGGGUGUGCAGGGGAGAUUCUGGACGCGACCAAUCGGUGGAGGAGGCAGAGGGGCGAGGGUGAGCUCCGGCUCGGCUGCAUGUCAGUCGAUUAG
Molecule: messenger RNA, 1353 nt
Organism: Fonsecaea multimorphosa CBS 102226
Lineage: Eukaryota; Fungi; Ascomycota; Eurotiomycetes; Chaetothyriales; Herpotrichiellaceae
Exons: 1
Coding region: 1-1353 (450 amino acids)
Source: RefSeq, a predicted model, not a curated record